Messenger RNA from Rhopilema esculentum, 950 nucleotides. RefSeq lists its product as uncharacterized. Lineage: Eukaryota; Metazoa; Cnidaria; Scyphozoa; Rhizostomeae; Rhizostomatidae. Gene Ontology annotation, biological process: spermatogenesis. The record is from RefSeq and is a predicted model, not a curated record.
GCACGUUAAAUAAGAUCGCACUUGUUGAAAACAGUACGGUUUGUCAUUUAAUAGAAAAUUUAGACAAUCAUCGAUCGAUGUUCCGAUGAACACUAAACACUCGAAAAGGUGUAUAAAAAGAUUACUGUAUGUAACCAGUAACCAAAGAAGCCCUGGCUCUCUGGCUCCGUCAGUACGAAUCUCGUUUCAAUUCUGGUCUCGAUCCUGUCCAUUUUAGGAAAUAAAAGUAUUGCAAGAUCAUGGUCAACUGCUUAUGGAACAUUUAUUAUUCGAUUUGAUCAUAUUCUAUAGAAGAUUCAGUUAUAAUGUAAGAAAGGGUAACAGUUCACUCUAUCGAAGAAGCUGGUUUGCGCUUUAAAAUGUCACCAGCACCAUCAGAUAUCCCUGUGCGAAAAGAUGAUGGUGAAGAAGAAACUCAAAUCAACAACAUAGGCAGUAGUACCAUCACAAACAUCGAAGAAACUCAGUCUGAAGAAAGUAGUGACGAUGAAAGUGACCAGGAUGAUCCAUACAAUGGCUAUGUGGCUCUAGAACAGCAACUCACUGAAGAGGAACAGCAAACCACUUUUGGCGAAAAUGAUGAGAAUGCUAAUGACCAUGAGGCCCAAAGGAGAAAUGCAGCCAACGACACACCACCAAGUGGUAUUCCAUCUGGUACAUCAGUAGAUUCAUCAGUGCCACAGGCAACCAUGUCAUUCGCAGUUCAAAAUUUUCAGAUGACAGAUUCCCAAGCAGAAGCUAUCAAAGAGGCUAUGGCUGGUUUCAACCUACCAGUUAACAAUAUUCCUGACUGGGCCAAUGUUGUUUCUGAGGAUAACUGGAAGACAAAAUUAAUGGAAAGAAUAGCAAAAACCAGAAAUGAUCCUUGAAGACUUGUUAUGUUUUCAGAUCUUGAUUUUUCAUUUUGUACAUAUAAUACCUGAUUGUUAUUAUAUAUAAUAUUUGUUGUA